AUGAAGCCAAUGUAUUUAAUUAAGAUUAAGGGAGUGUUAAUGUUAAUGGUUCUACAUAUAAAAGGUUCGAAAGUAAUCGACGAACAUGACCAAAAAGGACUAUAUGUAGAAGAUUACUGCCCCAGCAUAGGGGUAUGUGAAGAAGGUUCACACAUUAUGUGCACACAUUAUAACCCACAAUGGGAUCCAGAAUUAGCUACGUUAGCUAAAUUAUGGGCUAACCAGUGUAUUUAUGGUCAAGAUAGAUGUCGAGCAACAAAAAAAUAUCCAGAUCCAGGCCAAGAAUGUAGUCUAACUCGAUUUACUAUACCAGAUUGGACACCGAUAGUUAGAAGGAAUCGAUUUAACUACACUGGAUUCAGUUUGGAAAAAGUUAAAUACGGUAUUAUAUCAGCAUUAGAAGGAUUUUAUCGAACGAAAAAUCGCGUUAAUAUAGAAAAAUCAAUGAAUAAAGAUGGUAGAUGGGCCGGUUAUAUUAACCCAAUUAUACAACUAAUUCAAGGUUCGUCGACACAUGUUGGCUGUGGUCUAUCUAUAUACCAAGAUUUUGUUUAUGCUGAGUCUGAUCAACUAAUUCUUAAUGUAAUAUCGUACGACUAUGCUGCAACUUUUCAAAUCGCGUUCGUGAGGGUGACGUCGUAUACACUAUGGAUCCUCCAACAAAAGUGGGUUACACUGUUAAAUGCGGCUGUCCUCCUGGCUAUGAUGAGGAUGAUGGAUGCUUAUGCUAUGAAAGUGGAAGAGGAAUUCCACCCAAUGAAAAGUUCCAAAAUAAUUGAAGCGUUUGAUACAAAAUUAAUAAGUUUACUAAAUCAAUUAGAGGAAGAGGCAAAAACUAUUAAACUCGGUAAUAAAGAGAAGGAUAUUUUAGAUAAGAAGAUUAAGAAAAUAUACAGUAAGUUUGCUGAUAAAUUACGCUCAUCCAGAAAUAGGGAUGUGGAAGCCAGAAAUGGUAACAUUAUUCCAUUGGAAUCGUUAUUUGAUAGCGUUGAAAGAAGACAUCUUAAGAAUGCUCAAGUAAAAUAUGAACUAACUGGCAGUUAUGAAAAUGGAAAAACUGAAUAUCCCAAGUUUAAAAGAAGAAACACAAAGAAAAAGCACAAAGCAAUAAAACACAAAAACUUAAUUCACCAAGAUUCAAACACAAACCAAGAACAUAAGAAGAAUAAAAAGAGAAAGAAAGCUAUUGGAAAUAAGAGAUUUGUUAAAACAACUUUAAAAGACGCGGAUUCCAAAAUGUCUAGUUCAAAUGAAAUUGAACAGAAAAGAAAACCUGUGGAUAUUAUUGUGCAUAUUAAAAUGAAUGAU
Molecule: messenger RNA, 1308 nt
Organism: Brenthis ino (lesser marbled fritillary)
Lineage: Eukaryota; Metazoa; Arthropoda; Insecta; Lepidoptera; Nymphalidae
Source: the annotation of a GenBank genome assembly